Durusdinium trenchii is the source of this 2343-nucleotide messenger RNA. NCBI's taxonomy places the organism in Eukaryota, Dinophyceae, Suessiales, Symbiodiniaceae. The record is from the annotation of a GenBank genome assembly.
GGUUGGCUCAAGCUCACGGCGCAUUGUGGGGUGGGCAAGCAGAGGAUUCGCGACCAUGGGUCCGACAACAUUAACAUCAGUGAGCGCUGAGGUUGUUGACAAGGUUGAAAUCAAGACUGCGUUGGUCUCGGUCUUUGAUAAGUCUGGACUGGAAGACCUCGGCAAGUUCCUGGCUGCGAAAGGGGUUCAUAUUCUUUCGACGGGCGGCACUGCCGCAAAGUUGAGGGAUCUGGGUUGCACUGUUCAAGAUGUUGCCGACUACACAGGGUCACCUGAGAUUUUGGAUGGUCGCGUGAAGACGCUACAUCCAAAGGUCCAUGGCGGUCUUCUUGCUGCCCGCGGUAAUGCUGGACACGAGGCGGAAAUGGAGAAGCACAGUAUCCGCAAAAUAGAUUUGGUUGUUGUCAACCUUUAUCCUUUUCAAGAAGCUGUGGCAAAAGGAGGCGACUUUGCUACUUGCAUUGAGAACAUUGACAUUGGUGGACCAGCCAUGAUCAGAGCAUCUGCCAAGAACAAUGCGGCUGUGACCAUCCUGACCAGCCCUUCUCAGUAUUCUAAGUUCAUGACAGAGCUUAGUGACAACAGUGGAUGCACAACCUUUAGCUUCAGAAAGAACAUGGCAGCUGCUGCAUAUACGCUGACGUCGGCCUAUGAUUCAGCUGUGAGUGGAUGGCUUUCAGGGGAGGUUACAGAGCCUCCCACCAAGAAGACCAUCACUUUUGAGCUUGAGAUGCCCUUGAAGUACGGAUGCAAUCCGCAUCAACUGCCUGCUGGGCUUUGUGCCGUAGCCCAGAAGAAGCUGCCUUUUGAAGUUGUGAAUGGAACGCCGGGAUACAUCAACUUGCUGGACGCGAUCAAUGCCUGGCAAUUGGUUCAUGAGCUUGCUAAAGCCACAGGCUUGCCUGCUGCGGCUUCCUUUAAACAUGUCAGUCCAGCUGGUGCAGCAAUUGGAGUCCCGCUGAGUGAUGAGGAGAAGAUUGUGUAUGAAGUCAAAGAUAAGGAAAUGACGGCCACUGCUGCAGCGUACGUUCGAGCCCGAAAUGCUGAUCCCAUGUGCUCCUUCGGUGACUUUGUGGCCAUUUCACACGAAGUUGACGUGGCCACUGCAAUGAUUUUGAAGAUAGAAGUCAGCGAUGGCAUCAUUGCUCCUUCCUUCGUGCCAGAAGCAUUGGAAGUGUUGAAGGCGAAGAAGGGUGGCAAGUUCAUUGUUUUGAAGGCUGAUCCAAACUUUCAGUACUCUGACCUGGAGUAUCGGAUGGUUGGUGGUGUGGGCUUCAUGCAGAAGAGGAAUGAUGCACUCUUCGAUGCCUCCAAGCUGGCAGAGGUUGUUACAACCCAGAAGACUUUGCCAGACAAGGCACAGAAGGACCUUAUUUUGGCUUCCAUCGCCAUUAAGUACACACAAUCCAAUUCGGUUGGCUACAGCAAGGAUGGCAUGAUGAUUGGCGUGGGUGCGGGUCAGCAGAGCCGUGUUGACUGCGUGAAGCUCGCUGGCCGGAAAGUUGCAACAUGGUGGUUGAGGUUCCAUCCGAAGGUCAAGGGCCUGCCUUUCAAAGAAGGUGUCAAGCGACAGGAUCGAGUCAAUGCAAGGGUGCGCUACAUCGAGGGUGAUAUGGAAGACGCUGAGAAGACCGAGUGGCUGAAGAACUUCAAUUCACCGCCAGAACCCUUGACAGCGGAAGACAAAAGCACUUUUUUGAAAGGCCUCGAUGGAGUUGCAAUCUCAUCUGACGCCUUCUUCCCCUUCCGGGACUCGAUAGAUCAUGCUACAAGGUUGGGUGUGAAAUAUGUGGCUCAACCUGGUGGUUCAGUGGCGGAUGCUGAAGUGAUUGAUGCUUGCAACACUUACGGCAUGGCCAUGGCCUUCACCAAGUUGAGACUCUUCCACCACUGAGCAUUGGCAGCGUGCUUCACAAUGCUGAGAUUGCGCCACUGCUAGCUGCUAGUGUACUCCAGGGUCAAAAAGCAACUUUAAGCUUGAUCACGCCACAAAACAAUUUUGAACGCGAUGGUAACGUGCAUGGCACAUGCAGGAAAUGCGUGCAGCGCCCUGCUUUUUGACAACCUGUUUCUUUUCAUUUUGUUUGGGGACUCGAGUCAACGGUGGAGCUGUGGAUUCCAGUUCCACGGAUUUUGAGCAUUAGAUGGCUUGGUGUCACACAACUGAGUUGUCUCAAUUUGUUGCCAUUUUCAUUGACCGAUUGUGUGACACCAAUUCCUAGUUUGCGUUUUGACCCCCUACGCCUUUUGACCUGCCAAGGCGGGAAUUGAGAGACAUGCUGUUAAGCGCAUGGUUCCACAAAAAGUGCGCUUGCAACCUGCACAAGUCUUACAGUACACCAG